This is a messenger RNA of Morchella sextelata, 6555 nucleotides long. RefSeq lists its product as uncharacterized. Bases 1 to 6555 code for a protein of 2184 amino acids. Gene Ontology annotation, cellular component: cell cortex; site of polarized growth. The transcript is spliced from 4 exons. The record is from RefSeq and is a predicted model, not a curated record. Gene Ontology annotation, biological process: cell morphogenesis. NCBI's taxonomy places the organism in Eukaryota, Fungi, Ascomycota, Pezizomycetes, Pezizales, Morchellaceae.
AUGGCGGAUAAGCUGGAAGAUAUCAUAUUUAAUCAAUUGCGAUCAGCAGACCCGGAUACAUUGCUAUCUUCGCCUUUAAGGAUGGCAAAUUGGACAUUGUUCGGUCAGCUUUUGGGCGUCAUGAGUAAUAUUGACUUCGAAAGGGUCACUGACCGUUUUUUUGCGGAUUUGGAGAAGAUGGCCAAUACUGCCAACAAAGAUACGGAAGCAAGAGUUGAACUUGUCGUAAAAGGAAUGAGCUAUAUCAAACUAAAGUUCUUUCCCGAAAUAGCACUUCAAGAAUCCGCCGAUUUUAUGGUAUCAAUGGCCAAUUUCUUCGUCAAAUCCCAUGGUUUCCGCGCGAAACGUGCAUACUGCGAAAUCUUUUCAAAACUUCUACUCCCUAUCGCCCCCACCGCUAAAACAGAACUCAACCAUCCAACAUGGCAAGAAUUUGUGAAUCUUCUACAUCCAAAACUAAGCGAGAUGAUGGCAAAACCUCGGCAUUGGCACACAGCUUUUCCCCUUAUGGGAACGUUGCUUUGCGUAAGCCCUAACGAUUAUUUCGCCAAUUUUUGGAUGCAUCUGGUCGAGAACAAUCUCCCGAAGCUGAGAGAUAAAGAUAGAUCGAUGCGAGUGCCCAUAGUGCAAACGCUUGCGAGGUUGACUUGGACAUAUCUGUUCCGCUGUACGGAAAGUAUGAACAAUACCACCAAGAAACUAGAAAGGAUAAUUCAAAUUCUCUUGACAAGAGAUAAGAAAGAAAAAUCGUUGGUGACAGCAGAGCAGCAGGUGGUUGAGCCUUGUAUUCAACUUAUUCGUUUCAUUGGGUUUAAAUACCAGGAUCUUUGUUUCCGGACUGUUGUAUUUCCAUUAUUAAACGUGGAGCUGUUGUCGGGGGCGAAUAUAUUGAAACUAGACCAGUUAUCACCAGAAGGAAUGGUUGUUGGUAUUAGGGCAUUUCUGGCCAUCAUGGCAGAUUUGGAGAAAGGCGAAUCCGGCCUACCACCAUUCCCGGAAACGUUUGCCUCAAAUCCUCCAGAGAAGAUUCCGCCUACUUCAACAUGGCUUGCUAAAAUCGAGGCGGAAAAGAAGGAUGGCGUCAAGGUGAAAGUGGAUCGCAGAUCACAAGCAGUUGCAGUGGAAAAGCUUGGCUCGACUGCAAAGGAAUACUACGAUCGUUUCUGCGAGAUGCUCGGAAAAAUCAUCGUUCUCUGCGACAUAAACUUUGGCGGCCAAGCAGUUCUGGAUGAAAGGUUUGCUGCAGUGCCCAAAACACCGCUAGAAAACAAGUUUUCCUUUGGGAUCCGGGAUGAUACAAGAGGAGAUGCUGCAGAGCAGAGACAAAGUUUUUACGAACUUCUUCACGUUGCUAUAACGGCGCUCCCUCGAUGUCUUCCCCCCAAUAUCCCUUUUUACAAAGUUGUUACGCUUUUGUGCAGCGGAACAGCACAUAUCGACCAGAAUGUUGCUACCGCCUCCGCGAACGCCUUAAAAAGCAUCGCUAGACAGUAUAAUUCUCAACAAGUUAUCAUUGGCUUUGCAAGGUUCAUCUUUGCGUUUGAUGAGCGUUAUUCCACAACUUCCGAUGGUGGAAUGCUAGGCAGUGGUCACAUUGAAAGCACCCUCAAACUUUACAUUGACCUGUUACGGAUAUGGCUCGAGACGAUCAAACAAAAGGUCAAAGGUACUAGGGAUGCUGCUUCAGCGGCGGCAGAAUCAUCUUCGAUUUUGGAUGAUCGUGGACUCGGAAACCGUAGUGAGGAGCUGGAAUAUUCUAACGUACAAGCCCACGUAGAUGAGAUUGAGUCAAAUGGGCUGUUCUUUUUAUGCUCGCAGUCAAGGGUGGUGAGAAGAUUUGCUAUCAUGGUGUUGAGAAUCAUAACAGAGUUCGAUGUGGUCUUGAGUGAGCCUGCAGAGAUUGGUGGGAAAGCAGGCGCACAUUCGAGAAAACCCAGCCGCACCUCAGUAUCUCCGGCAUAUCCACGAAUUAUCCACAUUUUGGAGAGUGAUUCAUUAAAUGUUAUGAAUCUGAAUGAUGAGAAUCUGCCUGUGGCGGAACGGAGUAGGCUUCAAAGAGAAUUGAAGGAUUCCAAGUCGAAGGAUGCAUUGGUGCAGAUGGCAAUAAGCGACAAUCAAUACGAUUCGUCUCUGUGGUUUAGGGUAUUCCCUAGCCUCAUUAGGGUCUGUGUGGAAAGGUGUCCAACUACUGUAGCUCUCUGUAGAGAUUUGGUGUGCGGGCGUUUGGUCCAGAUGCAUCAAUCGAUAUGCGCCAUCGCACAAACUUCUAGGGCGCCGAACUUGGGAUUUGAAAGUGUACCAAAGCAGAUUCUGAGAGCAUUACCUCAGACUAGUCCAGAAGUUAUGAUUGAGCAAUGGAAGCUGUAUUUGAUCGUAGCCUGCUCAACAUUAACUUCAACAGACGGCGAGACAUCGGUAUCACGGCCACGGACUCCACAACAUGCAAGAAAACCGUCGAAAAACCAGACCCCCCCGGCACCCUACCGCCUUAAUCGGAUCACUUCAGCCAGAUCUGUGUUCCAAAUGGUUAUUCCACUACUGAGUUUAGAUAAUCAGAGGAUCAGGGAGGCAGUAGUUUCAGGACUAGGGAAUAUCAACAUCAACCUUUACAAGACGCUAAUCGAGAGCCUUCAACCUACAGUCCAGAAGUGGAGUUCUGAAGACUUGAUAACAAAAGGAAAGCGAGUCGAUUCGCCCCGACGGAACCGACGUCAAGAUCGACUUAGAGCCGAAGUGACCCACGUAUUCCAGCUUACAUCACACUUCCUGCAGAAAGAGGAGGUUUUUAAGGAUAAAUGGAUUUUAGAGAAAAUGAUAGCCUUCAUAAAGGAUAUGAAAGUGUUCCUCCAGGACCCAGAAGUACAGACCGAUUGGGAGCAUCAGAAACUUCGAAGGUACUUUUGUGGGCUCACUGAGGAGUUAUUUGAGGGCCUUAAAAAGGCAGGUGUUUCUGUGCAGUGGCUUCCGUUCCAGGGCCGGCUAUCGAUUUAUAUUCUAAUGCAGGAUUGGUGCGGACAUGGGCCAAAUUGGCAAGUCGUCAAGGAUAGAGAGGAAAAAAUGAGGCAAAUAGUAGAUAGCCAACGGGACUUAACAGAUAAAGGGACAUUAGGGGCUGCCAUGGAGAUUGAAAAGAGGAAUCUCAAAAUUGCUGCAUUAAGCGCGAUGGCAUCACUCUGUGCCGGCCCUGUUAUGGGCGACCUCUCACAAAAUGUUGCGCCUAUGCUUGAAUUCAACGUCGAAGAGCUUUUCCGAUGGAUCGAAUCCAUUUUCGCAUCGCCAAGUGAUAGGACUCACCGCAUUGGACGACGAGCGCUCAAAAACAUUUUAUUAUAUAACCAACAAACAGUUUUACUGAACAAUGCUAUGAAACGAUGUUAUUGCUUUGACUCUUCAGCAAAAGCUACACAAAGCUAUUUCGCUGUUAUUUCGGAGGUGCUCAGAGAGGUUCCGGAUUAUUUGGAUGGCGUGUGGAAAAUCAUGGCACUUUGCUUAUUUAAGCUGGGUGACGAGAACGCAGAAGUCAGACUACAGGCGGCAAAAUUGCUGAGAGUAACGGAGGAACGUGCCUGGAAUAUUUCAAGGGUUCAAGAUUUUGAAGUCAGCAUCUCAGAUAAAACUGUUGCCGUUUAUAAACGUGCACAGUUCCAUCUUUCGAAAGGCCUCUCGAUAGAUCAUCCUGAGCAGGCAAUGUUUAUAUUCUCCGAACUCACUAUGUUUUUCAAUCUUACAGAGGGGAAGGCUCAAAGGGACAUACUACACGCCCUGCUGCCCUGGAUUCAAACCAUCGACCUGGCUCUUGAGCCCAAUGGAGAUCUAUUCCCCUCGUCAUAUAUGGUCCUUGCGAACUUGUAUGAGAUUACAGUUAAGUUUAGCAGCAAGAUCCACAGUGAAAUUCAAGCUGUGUGGCAGUCUCUUGCGACAGCACCGUUUCUCGGUAAUGUGCAGGUCAUUCUAGAUUUCAUUUUUAAUCAGAGUCUUGAACGCCGUGAACAAAACUUUGUCGAGUUUGGAAAACAGGUCAUUGUAUUCUUAUCUGAAACCGUUGCGGGGGCGAAAUUGGUGGAGGCUUUGAUGGGAUACCUUCAGCCAAGAUUAAUGAUAAUCACAGUCAAAGAGCCUACACCACCACCAGAUGCAUCCCAGUUUCCGUACGUAGCGGACUUGUCAAAGUGUGUCCCAAAUAGCGGGAAGCCGACUGGUUUCUCUUUUGGACACCUUGCAAUGAUAAUGAUGGUCGAUCUUCUCGUUGGACCUGUCCCCGAAAUGGCUGAGAAGUUGACACUGCUCUUGCAAGUUGUAUUUGUUCUAUGGGACCAUUACGUUCCAUUAGUCCAAGAGCAAGCAAAGGAGAUGUUGAUACAUCUCAUACAUGAGUUGGUUAUUCCUGCACUUAACCAGGAAGAGGACCGUGCGACGAGAAUUGCAACACUCGAAUUUAUUGAGACUGUUCGACAACGCGAUGGCAAGACUUUCUGGUCUUACGAAGAGAUCAGCUCUACGGAGGAAAAUGGCCUCCGAGUUCCAAAAUCGAUGGGUCACAUGAUCACAUGCGUACUUGAAAUGUUCUCGACCGUGUCGCCGGGAUUGAAGCCUGCCUGGGGUAAGGUUGCGCUUUCAUGGGCAACCACAUGUCCAGUACGGCAUCUGGCUUGCAGAUCAUUUCAGGUCUUCCGGUGUCUUCUUACCACACUAGAUCAUGGUAUGCUGUCGGACAUGCUUGCGAGAUUGUCAAAUACGAUUGCGGACGACGUUGCGGAUAUACGAUUAUUUGCCAUGGAAAUUCUUAUCACACUGAACGCCAUCAUUGCAGAGAUGGACGAAGAAUAUCUCUUACAAUAUCCUCAGUUAUUUUGGGUAACUGUUGCUUGUUUGAACACCGUCCAUGAGGGUGAAUUUAUGGAGGUCCUAUCACUGUUGGAAAUGUUAUUAGACAAGAUUGAUUUGGCAGAUCCAGCUAAGGUUAAUUAUCUCAUGGAUGCAUUCCCGCCAAAAUGGUUCGGCAAAUUCGAGGGGCUUCAGAGUCUUAUCGAUAAAGGACUCCGGUCCUCGGUAUCAUUUGAAAAGACUUUAGCAGUGUUCGAUAAACUCAACAUGAUACCCACAAAUGAACUUGUUGGAGGCGAUAGCAGGUUAUUAUUUGCGAUCUUGGCCAAUCUACCAAGGUUUUCAGAAGCUCAAGAAGGGACGCCUAGCGAGGAUGUCAUUCUUUGUGCAGAAAGAUUGAAAUUGCUAGCAGAGGCCCAGGAACACAAAUCAUUAACCAGGGUAAUGUCGCUCUAUGCCGGUCAGAGGUUCAGAUCGAAAAAGGAUUUCAUAUCACAGACUGUCAACGCUUUGAAGGAGACAUUUUUCCCCACCUAUGAGGCUCAAGCCUUGAUCUUCCUAGUUGGACUCCUCUCGAACAAGCUAAAAUGGGUCAAGUUAAGGACAAUGGAAUUGCUGACAAUAAUGCUACCUUCCAUCGAUAUGCGGAAACCAGCCUUUGCUGGAGUGGGCGCCGAUCUCAUUUCACCGUUGCUAAGGUUGCUACAGACAGAUUUUGUUGAGCAAGCGCUCGAGGUACUUGACAAAAUGAUUACUAUUUCAGGCGGACCCAUGGAUCGACACGUGAUGCGGAUGAGUAUGGGUAAUAGGACAAUCCGGAAGGAAUACGAAAAAACACAGACACUAUUUGGGAUACCAGACGAGAGCGGUUGGGCGAUUCCCAUGCCGGCAAUUAAUGCAGUUAUGACAAGAGAUAAUGUUCACGCUGUUUUUUACACUUGUACUCAGGCAGCUGCCGCGGAGGAAGAAGCGCCUCCCACACAGGACGUCGAGUUUCACAUGGAGGAUUAUUCUUACACUAGCAUGCAAGAUAGGACAGCGACAAUGUUGAGCGAAGACGGAAGAGGAGAAGGUGGAUUUAGUGAUACCGUCUUGAGACUGGGCGACUUGGAUGCAUUCUUUGGCGGAGAUGAUAGUGCACCUAACCACAACCAAACCCCAUCACAGACAGACACUGAAUUUACGGAGAGUGGUGAAACUGCCCCGCAAGUCUACGACAACCGAGUGUACGCAAUUCUGAAUAGGUCGCUUGCUCGAACACCCAGUGUUACAUCCUUCCAGACAUCUUUCGCAGAUUCUCUAAACACGCCGGUGGUUACAAGGGACCAACCGCCGGGCGUUAUGACCCCGACUGCAUUCACGGCCCCGCCUAUUCCUUCGUCAAGCAGGUAUGCUCCGAGAUCCGUUUCCUCGCCGCAGAUGCAUAUGAUGGGUCGUACUGGAGAAGAAUCCCUAUCGGAAGCUGAAGAAGAAUACGAUCAUCUACACGGCUCUGACUUGGACCCAGGUGAUUCUACAGCUCCAAUAUCACGCGAAGGGACUCCGGAAAGUGCGUUCCUCUUGGAUAAUCUACUCGAUAGAGGUAUGAGAAGAAUGUUCAAGGGUGGGAGAGACAAGGGCGAAACCUCAUCAGGUAGAGCGCCGUCGAGGGGGCCGACAAGUAGAACCCCCAAAAGCCCAAAGAAUUUCAAGAGAGGAGAGUAUCAGGGGAGGAUGCAUAACGGUUUUUAA